Sordaria macrospora k-hell is the source of this 192-nucleotide messenger RNA. RefSeq lists its product as uncharacterized. NCBI's taxonomy places the organism in Eukaryota, Fungi, Ascomycota, Sordariomycetes, Sordariales, Sordariaceae. The record is from RefSeq and is a predicted model, not a curated record.
AUGAAGACGGUCACGCUGUUCAUCUUGCUUGCGGCGUCAAUUGUCUCCGUCUUUGCUGCUCCCAUUCCAUCUCCAGACCUUACUCAAGCAACACGGCGAGAUGGGCUGGGGACAGAGUUUGACACGGACCUUUGUCUUCUCAAAAAACGCACGGGAGUAAUUGGCGAGGGGAUUGACAAUUGCGACAUGUGA